CCAAGACGGUUCAAUUAUCCAUUAGUUAGCAUCAGCAUCUCAGUUCUCGUGGUUACUAAACACUCUCCCGUUGCCACAGCCGUCGCCGAGCGUCAUUAUAUUUAGAUUCCGUGUCAGUUUUGUGUUCCUUCUCCCUUCGAGCUGGUGUGAGUGUGUAAUCGCUUUGAGGAGGGCUGACCGGAUUUGUGUUACUUACAGCACCCCUCACAGUUAGUCGCGGAAUUGACGCCACGCAGGAUGUUCGAGUAUAGUUGACAGUAGCACGUUUGGAAUCGGUGGUUGACGAGCGUUUGAUGGGUGUAGAGGUGACAUCUGUGAUGCGAUUAAUGUACGAUUGUGCACGAUUAAGAGAAGAUUAUCAUCUUAUAGUAAUGUAAACAAAACACGAUCUGUUAUGUAAAUGAAUAAUUGACGAGAGAAGUUAAGUGAUAACACAUCCCUAAGGGAAGCUGACGCAAGAAGUGACGAACCCCUUAGAUCAUUUCUAACAAUAAACCUACUAUUUGUCUACUCAAUUUUACCGCUACGGAAAGAAACGGUGAUUAAAUUUUUUGUGUUCUUGCAAAAAAGCUGUGAUAAUUUUCAAAUUUCCUGUCUUGCACGCGUUGAAGAGAUGUGAUUUUAGAUUAUGACGGCCAGUUGUCAAUGCAAAAAUUAGCCAUAGCCGCCUGGGUGUCAACUCGAGGAAGCGCACCGUGUCCCAUGAUCAGGUGGCAUGAAAUUAACACCUUUGUGGAUGCCGUGUUGGUUGCUGCGGUAAAGGCGGAAUACAAAUCAAUCACGAAGAAUCGGGUCAAGUGUUGGUUGUUGGUUGGAAACAGCUGAGAGAUCGGUGCCCUGCGCCGAAACCAGUUGAGUGCUCAGUGAGAAUGCAUAACGAUCGGUGAAAAUUGCCUGUACAGUUUUAGUGAAAUUAGAUCCAGUUGUUAAUUGGUGUUGAUUGAUUUAUACUGUGGAAUAAUGGGUACCGAUAUGAUGGGUAUGGCGAACGAAUUGGAUCGAAUACCGAGUACUACCCUAGCAGCGCUCAGGGGAAUUCUAGUCAAAUCGCUGUCGCGAGAGAAUCUAAGUCUGACCGAUCAACAGCUGUUGGUGUACCGGAAGGAUCGUCACGUGUCGUUCAAUGUUGCUGGAAACAGGGAUGCAAACGUACAAAAACAAACGAGGCCAUCGUCUGCCAAUAAAGACAACCGUCCACACUCCGUAGCUCACACCUUGCAUUGGUUUGCCUGCGUGGGCGAGGAUUACGAUAUUAACGGUUUUAAUAACGAAGAAGAACAACAAAAGGAACGCGAAGAGCGAAUAAAGCAAAUAAAGGAACGCCAGAAUGAGGAACGACAGCGAAAGCUAGAGGAACUGAAGGCACAAGCACUGGCAGCGCAGAAAUUCCGGGAACAGAAAGAAGAAGAACGUCGACGCCGGAUGGAGGACCUACGGAGGCGCGAAAACGACCGGCGCUCACAGGUCGAGGAGCGACGGCGUGCGAUACAGGAAGCGGACAACGAACGGCGGCAGUACAUUCUGCAGAAAAAUCAGGAACGAGACCAGCGCAUGGAGACGAAGCGGCGCAACGAGCGCAGCUCGAUACAGUUCGCGUUCGGUUCGUCGACACCGCGCAUGAUCGAAUCCGGUGACAGUGGCAUGAGCAGCUCGUUCUGGACUAACCGGAGAGCAACAUCCAUCACGAAUGUCGCGUACACGGGGGCUCCACUGACGCGUCGCAGUUCCGAACGGGAAUUGACCGACGGAAGCUCCAAGAAACGUGCUACCUCCGCCAGUGGUUUGGACAGAUCGACCGACGACAUGAGACGAAUGUCCAGUUCUAUGUACGAGGUAUUCAAUUGGGCCCAAACUAGCGAGUGUCCGAAAAAGUUGACCCUCUCGCUGGCAGGGACCGGUAUCAACAUUGACGAACCGCCGUCCAGUGCGGAGCGGGCGGCGGCUGCUGCAAUCGGUGGUGCUACCAGAAGGGACGAUUCGGCUGACAUGAGCUACCAGCGUACCGUAAAUCGACGUAAAACCGAUCUUAUGCCCACCAUUCCUAGUCCUCGCGAUAGCUCUAGAUCAUCUCUCGGCACUCACACUCCCAGAACACCAGGUCGAGCCUUCUCGAUGACACGUUUGGACCAGCUGGCCCAGCCACGCCGUCGCAACGGCGAACACAUCAGUGCAAUUGUUGAACGCGAGCGUCGUCAGGCUAUGGAGCUGGAGAAUCUGACCCGCCUCUCGCUGUCCUCGUCCCGUUCGUCCCCGACGGCGGACGGUUCGGCGAAGCGUAUGUCACGCAGCAUGUCCCAGCUGGCGAGUAGCAGCAGUGCGGCCAAGUAUCGCAACCAAUCGCAGGAACGACACUCGGGUGGCCGUCCCGGGCGCAAGUCCUCCUUCAACUCGUCGCUUCUCGGCGAGACACUGAUGAUGAACCGUUCCGAUACCUCCAAGAGUAUGUCCCAGUUGAACACGGCCGGACGCGUUCCGCGGAUCACUAAGACCGAACGGCUUCGGCAGCAGGUUCGCGAACAGUUGAACGGUUCCGCGCAGAUGACGACGACUAUGAUGCUGUCGAUGUCGACGACCGCAACAGGUUUGCGCUCCGGUGAAAUCACGCCCAACAGCUUGAACGCUUCGCGCCCGGGCAGUGCAAUGUCCAGCUCAACGACCGCCUCCGGCAUAGUGUAUCGACGAUCGAUUCCAGCAAGCCUGAGCACUCCACGGAAGCCGCGCCCCUUCUCCAUUGCCGUCACGGGAGUUUCUGCGGGCGUGAAAGAAGAGAAACCUCCACUUCCGAAAACAUCCGCCACUAGCAGCAGCGCCAGCUCCACCACUAUGGAGCGCAAACGUCCUCAGAGUGGUACUAGCACACCGGCCAAGCCACCCACUGCACCGGACAGUGCUAAGAAACAUUCGGUAGAGAAGCAACGCGUCAGCAGUGCCCGGGGUACUCCGAAGGCAGCGUCGACACCACUUCAGUCACCCGGGCCGGAAAAGGCCAACCGAAGCAUACACGACAGUUUGCAGCAAAAGCAAUCGACGCUACCGGUCACUUUGGUGAAGCAAGGAUCGUCGGCCAGCGCAAAGAGUACCGAGGAGAAGGUUGAAAAUGGAACACCGAAGCAGCCGGUGGAAGCUGUUGUGCAGUCAGAAACCGUUACCACUGUGGUAGAAACUGCUGAAAAGCAGCAGCAGCAGGAGCAAACCAUUAUAACUGAGAUUAAAGUAGAGGAAACACACGUUGAAUCGGAGAUAGUUGAAAAAAUACCACAGGUUCCAAAUCAGUUGGAAGUCAGCAAUCACGAGGAGAAGCGAGAUGAAACAAAGGACACCAAUAGUUUAGAACCCGAGCAAAAUGGGGACGGUUCAAAUGUUGAUCUGAUGACUGCGUCUAUGCAUGCGAAGCGCAUCUCUACGGAGGAGGAAGCCAAAGCCGCGCUCGCCGAACGUCGCCGGCUGGCUCGCGAGGAAGCCGAGCGCCAAGCCGAACUAGAACGUCAACGAAUUGAAGCCGAAGAGGAAGCGGAAAGACAGCGUCAACUCGAGGAAGAGGAACGUCUUCGCAUGCUCGAGGAGGAAACGAUUCGUUUGGGCGAAGAACAGCGCCGCCUCGAAGAGGAACGCCUGCAGCAGGCUAUCGAAGAGGCCAAGAAGCGCGAUGAAGAAGAGCGGCUGCGUCGCGAGGAGGAAGCACGCCAGAAGGUGGAGCGGGAGGAGUCCGAACGUAAAGCCCGCGAGGAAGCCGAACGGCAGCGUAUCGAAAUGGCCGAAAGACUUAAGAAGGAGGAGAAGGAACGCGAGGAACGGAGAAAGCGCGUCGAAGCGAUUAUGUCGCGGACACGCGCUAAGGGUAGUGCUAACAAUACGCCGACUAAGCAGUCCGACGAUAAUAGAGAAGAUGUCAUGAGUAAAAGUGAAAUUGUAACAUCCAGUGCGACAACAGCGACCAACGUGGACACAACAAUGUCGAUGACCGAGUCAAUGUUGGAAUCAGUUAGCCAACAACACCCGGAAGCCGAAUCUGUCUCUCAAGUACCGGCCGAGGCAAGUGAAAAGGUUGACCUACUGGCACAAGAUGUCCAGACACUGGUACUGGUAGAGGAUGGAGAUGAUCAGAACCAGCAAAAUAACAACAAUAACAGUAGUUUAAAUAAUAACCAUAACAACAACAGUAUGGAUACCGCUAUCAUCACUAACGCUAGCGCCGAGUAUGAGCGUUCGGUGACGGAGAAGGAAAACUAUCUGCUAGGUAGCUUUAACAACAAUUUGAACAGUAACGUUGUCGCCAGCAAUGGCGGUGACAGUGAUAUUGGCAGCAGUCAGCAGCCUUCGUCGCUCGAGUCUAGCUCGACACCCGUGGGAGUCACCACCAAUGGCAAAUCGACACCGGGUGCGACGACGAUCGCCGAGACGACUGAGCUGAUCAUCGAGGAUGCGAUCAUGAGCGGCCAAACCAACGGUCACAAGAAUGGCAGUAUUGAUAAUGUGUUUGCGCAAAUUCCUUCGGCUGUCGAAGGUUCCCCGAAAUUUCUAGUGCAUUUUGACACCGGUAGUCAUUCCGACGAACUAGCGCUCUCACCAGCAGCCGGUAUCGUGGAAAGCAGUGAACAUUACCCUCUAUUGGAGACGCCCUCCACCAAUACCGCAACGACCGCCGCCGCCGCCGCUCAGUUGAUCGAUUUCGGUAGUUUCCAAUCGUUGACCGAGGAAGUGCAGCCACAAAGUGCGGCCAUCGUCGAUCAUGAUCCGUUCAAUUUGAACAAUAAUAACAACUACAACAACGCCAGCAGUAGUGAAAAUCUAAUCGAUAGCAGUAGUUUUGGUACCUCAAGCUCCCCUACCGCUACCUCCCUGUUUACCGGCAGCGAUAUCAAUAUGAUCAGUAAUAGCAAUUUUCUAAACAAUAAUGCCACGAGGCUAGUCGCAACAUCAGACAGUCAAGAUAACCGAGACUUGUCGCUCUUGUAAAUGAGUAAGUUUAACGCUGGACGGAAACAGGCGGCGCCCUCCCUACUCGCGCAACCUAUCGUCGAGGCCGGGCAAAACUAGGCUAGGAUUCAUUUCUACUAACUAGAACGAGAGAUCGACCGGCGGACGUGGUGUGGCAGGUGGCAGCAUUUGUGCUUCUAGCCUCUGCCCGGUAUGUCUACUAGCAACAGUCACAAUUAUUAUAACAAAUAUUAGCUAACAAAGCAAAACAAAAAGAAAAUGCGAACUCUGAGAAUGUGAAUAGCUUCGAAAUAGGGUUUUUGGUAGGCAAGCUCAUUCAAAUGUUCAUUGUAAGAGUUGACAAACAGCGUAGCUUGUAGAUGAGAGGCAAGUUUCAAAUUAACAGAAAAGCGCUCGUUGAUUUUCUUCGUCGAAAGAAAUAUGACAAGGAUUGCGCUAUAUAUUUUUCAUUACUUCUACAACGCUGCUGUCCAAUUGGUAGAGCCGGUGAUUGCGGUUCUGAUUUGAGAGAAACUUUUGUUGAAGAGACAAUAUUCAAUGUAAGGAAGUUUUUGUUCAUUUCUAACUUUUUUCGAACAUUUUGUAAAGAUAUGUUUUCCUCUUUAUGCAGGAUUUCGAAUCAAAUUGAAUGUAACAUGGUUUCAGUAAAUUUAAAAUAUCUUUUGCGUAUUUUUCCAGAAACAAAGAAUAGACCUUUGCUUUUUAUAAUAUUGUAAAGCCAUUCGAAUAUUUUUUUUUUAAUAUACGUUUAGUGAAGGAAGUCUUCCUUCCAUUCGAUCCAACUGAAAGGGAAGUGUUUCAACAAGUUUCCUGUAUUAAAAUAUUGUCUGUAAUAAAAAAAAACUUGUGACGCCAUUGAUCAUUAGAUUUUCUUUGCCUGGCAGGUGCUAUUCUACAGAACGAGGGAGGUAGAGCUCGUUGAAUAAAUUCUAGUUAUAGCUAAGACAUCAAAUCACCCAGUAGUAGAAAAGGAAAAAAAAAACUAUUAUCGAGAACAACCUGCUAUCGUCUGGCUAGCUUGUAACAAAGAACACAAACGAAAGCUUCGCAUAAAACACAGAUUCCUAAACUGGUUCUACACAUUUUCCUCAAAAUCACUGACAAACCAAUAUGUCACAACCAAACAAUAAAGCCGAUAAGCGAAACUAAGCUGAAGUAAUAUAUUAUUACAUAUUAUAUCAAUGUUGAUAAAUUUAAAAAAACCUAUCUAAUUGAUUGACUAUUAUUAUAAUCAUUGGAUCAUUACAAUUUACCAGCUCCUGUAACUUCCGGCUGAGUCUACCGAGUGCAGGAGAAACUAACACACCUAAAUUACGCAUUAUGAAAGCAACGUGGGAGAGAGAUAAUGAAACGAAACAGAAUCAAAUCACUGAGUUUAGUUUGACUAUAAUUUAAGACAUGCGAAGCAAAACACAAAGCCUGCAGUGCAUUGUCGCUGUGACUUUAAAACGAGAAAAUAGAAAUGUUUAAAAUUGAAUAAUAAAUUCUAGUAUUCUAAUAUGUUAAAUUAUGUAUAAAACACAAAUAAGAAAGAAAAGAAAAAACGGUAAAAAAGAACCAUCAUAAUGUAAUUUAAUUAAUUGAUAAAACUAACACUACACCCGAAACCAACAUAAAAAAAUCACUUUGAGAUAGCCAAUAACAGCAAAAAGCAACACGACACGAACGAUUAAAAAAGUCAUUAAAUUCAGCAAAGAUCCGUUUGCCGAACUAGCAGUAACACCUCAUUGUUGAGAAGCAAAACAACUAUUAAUCUUAAAUUAUGAUUCAUUUUGGAAGGGUAUUUCACCUGAUUAAAAUGUGUUUUCCGUUAAGAGUAUAGCAAAAGUAUGAAAGUGCUAUUAUACACUAAUCAUGGUUGGCCUUGCAUUAGUAUCAGUUCCUUCUAGAGGUUGGUCCGAUGCGAUCCGCUAUGGUUUGUUUUCACGCAAGCUGCUAGCACGAUGCGUAUUUUCCGGUUGCCUGCUGCAUAAUUAUGCAAUCAAGUGCUGCAAAUUUUGACAAUUCAACUGUAAUCUGUGUGUGUAAUUCUUUUUGUCCAGUAACAACAUAUAAUCAGAACCGAUAUUUACUCCGAGACAUUUUGAUAAACGUAGUAACAUUGAAAAAGCGUUUCAAUUAAGGCGCUAAACAGAAAAUAAGUCCGAUUCCGAACCUCAGAUUGUUCACGUAAAUUAUCCAUUCUGCUCGUCGUGCGAUGUAUGUAUAGAGAAAAAGCGUUGGCUAAGAUGCAGAGAGAUCGUAGAACACAGGUCAAAUGAAGAGCUUUGGGGAAAACAUGUACGAGUUUUGAAAAAGGUAAUGGAAGCUUAUUUACCCAUCAACAAUUACAACAAAAACGGAUAAAUACACACAGUGAUUGGUGAAUGAUGGUUUUGAUGAGAGAUACCUAGAUGAUAGUAGAAAUGACUAAUGAGAGAAUAAAAACAAAGAUGAGGAUGUGAGCGGAAAAAAGAAGAUUGAUAAUUCUAUUAAUGCUUGUAAUAAAUGCUUUAUAUAUAAAAUAUAUAAAACCAAUAAAAAUAUUUAAACAUAA
Molecule: messenger RNA, 7474 nt
Organism: Topomyia yanbarensis
Lineage: Eukaryota; Metazoa; Arthropoda; Insecta; Diptera; Culicidae
Product: ensconsin-like
Exons: 13
Coding region: 961-4956 (1331 amino acids)
Biological process (GO): microtubule cytoskeleton organization
Cellular component (GO): microtubule cytoskeleton
Source: RefSeq, a predicted model, not a curated record